GAGGGAUAGAGAGGAACAAUUGCGUCGGGUAUAUAAGAUGUGUUUAUACUUGUAAAAACGUUAGAGACCACACCCUGCGAGGUCGCUCUCUCUCUCCAUGCUUGCAAACAUGAAACAAACGCUGGCUUUGUUCUUUCAAGUUGUGCGCUUCUUAGAAAUCAUCAUGCUGAUAGCAACAGCUUAGUCCACAUACGCCAACGGUGCCAGAACUGAACAAAUACAUGUGUGUUGCGCAUGUACACACCAUCCCCUUGACAUCCGUUUCGGCAGAUGCUUCCUCUAAACCACAUGAGGCCACUUACUUUGCUAGAAAAGAGGAGCGGUCGAGACCCACACCGGCCGCUUUUCAGGCUCGCCGUUCUCUUUCUCUAGUAGGCAAAACAAGCUACAACGAAAAUAAAAAUAAAAGGAUAUUUGGUUCUUCCUGAAGACGUACUCAGCCAUCCUAAGGGCACAGAUGCAGGUGAGUCACUCGGAGUCACCUGCCCCUAAAGCCAUUUGGAAGCCGGAGCCUCUGGGCAGAGCGAGGGCGUGGGAGGGCACCUGGCCAGCCUGCCUGCCUGGGGGAACGAAAGGGGAGUGUGGAAGAGAGAUGUCCCCGGAGAAUUGUUUUCUUCCAGGUUCUCCAGCAGCAUGAAAACGAUGCACCAGUUUUGGGUGGUGGUGGGGCUCCUUGUCUCCACUUUCCUCUGUGCGAGCAUCCUCUUCUGUCUGCGGAGGCCGCCACCGCCUCCUGCUCAUCCUCUGGACCGUGCUCCCAGCUACACCAUCACCCUGAACGACGGCACCUUGGCCUUCCACCUGGACCCGAAGAUCUACCAGGACUUCUUCCCCCACCUCCAGGGCUACCAGUGCCGGGAGCUGAUUUCCCCGGACGCCUUGUGCCAGGGGGGACCCCCCUCGGGGGGCGCACCCCUCCUGCUCCUGGCCGUCAAGUCCCACCCGGCCGCCAGCGACCGGAGGGCUGCUCUGCGCCGCACCUGGGCCCGGCCCGGCCAGGUGGGCGGCUUCAGGCUCCAGCCCCUCUUCCUGGUGGCCGCGACCCCCGACGUCCGGCACACCCGCCUGGUGCAGGAGGAGAGCCGGGCCUUUGCCGACCUCGUGAUAUGGGACUUUGAAGAAUCGCACCACAACCUGACCCUCAAGGAACGCUGUUUCCUGCGCUGGGCCCACGUGCACUGCCCGCAAGCCGCUUACGUCUUCAAAGGAGACGAUGACCUCUUUGUGAACAUUGAGGCCCUGACAGAAUACCUCCGGCAGACGCCCAACGCCUCUGACUUCAUCCACGGCAACAUCCAGUACCAUUCGGCUGUGAUGAGGGAAGGAAAAUACGCCGUCUCCUCGGCUCUCUACCCGAUGGCCCAGUACCCCACCUUUGCCUCUGGAGGAGGGUUCGUCAUGCCCAGAGACUCCCUUUCCGGACUCUACCGGGUGUCCCUCUGGCUCCCGGUCUUCCCCCUCGACGACGUGUACCUGGGCUUCUUGGCCCUGGCGGCCGGCCUCUCCCAUCGGCACGAGGGGCGCUUCCGGGUGUGGGGGCCUCCCAAGGACGAGCUGGAGGUGUAUCGAGAGUCCCUGACGGUCCACGGGCUCUCGAUGGAGCGGAUGGAGCAAGUGUGGAAGGCGCUCCACAGCCCUUCUCGGGGCAAAGCUUGACACCCGCCCUCUGGGGCCAAGCGCCAGCGGUUCUGAAGCUCCCUCUGGGCUGCCGGACGGGACCGUUGGCUCAAACUGGCUGGAGAGACCGGGGCCGCCAGAGGCUGAGCCUGGCGGAGACGCCGACGAGGGGGACAGCAGCCCCAAGGGCGGGUGGGUGGGAUGGACACUGACACCUUGUGAACAGGACUAGGACCGGCAAGGCUUUCCUCCAUGAGAGAAGGAAUAUAAUAAUCAAGCGCUGCCCUACAAGUGCUCUCUCAGGCGUGGCUGUGUGGGACUUCCUACUACACACGGUUUGUUGUGGUUCAACAGUGUGAGCAUCAAUAAUCUCAAGAUUAGACACUGUAACCCGCUCUACGUGAGGCUCCCUUUGAGGCUGCUGCGGAAACUUCAAGUGGUGCAGAAUGCGGCGGCCAGACUCCUUACAGGAGUGAGAAAACACCA
Molecule: messenger RNA, 2103 nt
Organism: Pogona vitticeps (central bearded dragon)
Lineage: Eukaryota; Metazoa; Chordata; Lepidosauria; Squamata; Agamidae
Source: RefSeq, a predicted model, not a curated record